Molecule: messenger RNA, 599 nt
Organism: Dufourea novaeangliae
Lineage: Eukaryota; Metazoa; Arthropoda; Insecta; Hymenoptera; Halictidae
Exons: 3
Coding region: 109-588 (159 amino acids)
Biological process (GO): maturation of SSU-rRNA from tricistronic rRNA transcript (SSU-rRNA, 5.8S rRNA, LSU-rRNA)
Cellular component (GO): nucleus
Source: RefSeq, a predicted model, not a curated record
GCCGCAUUGGCAGAUUCACUGGAUUCACCGUCAUCGUGUGUCUGAUUUUUAAAUAUUGCUGUUACUACUAUUAACAAUUGUUGUUAAGACUUCUUCGUUAACAGAAAAAUGUCAAACACCAAGGAAUUCUUCCUUUCUAUUGCACAGCGUAUUUUCAGCAACUGGACUGCGUUAAAGAUGGCAGUAGAACAUGGAAUGGGACCGAAGGAAAGAGCAAUAGAUUUUUGUCCUUACAUGACGGAGGUUAUAUUUAUGAAUGAGAAUUUAAACAGCAGUGAAAUUGCUAAUGAAUUAGAAGAUUACAUGGAAGAGCAUUUCAACACUGAACUACAGGACAACAGUGCCAUUCAAGUUGCAGAAGAGCUUCUGAGGUUUUUCAAUUAUUGUGUUAAGAGUAAUGAAAGUAUAGCAGUAACAGAGAUUGAGAAAUUACCACCACUUCAGUCAUGGCUUGUCACAAAUGAACCUGUGAGAAGAACUCAAAAUCCUGUCAUUGUUGAAAAUGAUAGUUCAGAAGAUGAGACAGCAUCACAGGAAAUGCAGGUGACAGAUGAAUGGACAGAAGUAAGAUCUAGACGGAAAAGAUAACCAGUACAGGA